Molecule: messenger RNA, 2263 nt
Organism: Nothobranchius furzeri (turquoise killifish)
Lineage: Eukaryota; Metazoa; Chordata; Actinopteri; Cyprinodontiformes; Nothobranchiidae
Gene: zbtb35
Product: zinc finger protein 131
Biological process (GO): regulation of transcription by RNA polymerase II
Cellular component (GO): nucleus
Molecular function (GO): protein binding; DNA-binding transcription factor activity, RNA polymerase II-specific
Source: RefSeq, a predicted model, not a curated record
UGGGGGGGUGGGUUGAACUAGCGCCCUUUUUGGAGAGACGAGGGUAGAACGGCGUCGUGGGGAAUAAUAUCGCAUAACAAUUUUGUGAAAUUGUGUAGCCAAACUCAAGGAUGGAGAUGGUUUCACUGGGUUUCUUCUUCUGCAGAAAAAUACCAGGUGAAACAUGGAGGUGGGGACAGAAGUGGAGGUUAAUGGAGGCAGCCAGUACCCAGAGCUUUACAAAGUCAUGAUGGAAAAACUCAAUGAACAACGCCAGCUAGACCAGUUUACAGACAUCACUCUUAUAGUGGAUGGAUGUCAGUUCAGAGCCCAUAAAGCAGUGUUGGCAGCGUGUAGUCAGUUUUUCCACAAAUUCUUCCAGGAUUUUACUCAGGAACCUCUGGUGGAGAUAGAAGGAGUGAGCAACACCGCCUUUUGCCAGCUGAUGGAGUUUACCUACACAGCCACGCUAGCUAUAGCAGGAGAGGAAGAGGCCAGUGAUGUGUGGAAGGCUGCUGAAUAUCUACAAAUGGAGGAAGCACUUAAAGCCCUUAACAAUAGGGUGAAUGCCAACUCAUCUGCGUCUGUGAGGGGCAAAUGGAAAAAGAGGAAAAUUGCCGAGACAUCCAGUGUGAUUACAGAAACCCUGCCAAACAUGGAAGGAGCGCCGGUGGAGGUUGAUGUAGUGGAAGAAGGGUCCAUUGAAGUGGAGCAUUCUGGGAUGGAGGAGGUUCAUGAAGCAGACAAGACUGCUCAGGCUGACUCAGAGGAUUCUGCUCUGGCUCUUCUGGCUGACAUAACGAGCAAAUAUCAGCAGGGAGAGCCAGCUUUACAGGAGGUUCUGUACCAGGAGGAAACCGUGACGGCCUCGAGGGUCCUGGAGAAUGUUGAGGUCGUCGAGGUCCAAAUCUCCCAAGUUGACAAUAUGUUUCGCUGCAGCAAAUGUGAUCGCAGUUUUAAAUUAUACUAUCACCUCAAACAGCACUUAAAAACUCACCUGGGCUCAGUGGAGAAGCCACAUGUGUGCAGCCACUGUGGGAGGGCCUACACACGGGAGGGCGCCCUGAAGCAGCACGUCAACACGUUUCAUUUUGACUCAGAAGAACUGUCGCGAAACAGCCCGAAACCCCAGAAGAAAGUGCAUGUUUGUGAACACUGUCUGAAACACUUUGACCACUUUGGUCACUUCAAGGAACAUUUACGGAAGCACACUGGUGAAAAGCCUUAUGAGUGUCCAGACUGUCAUGAGCGAUUUUCCAGAAACAGUACGCUGAAGUGUCACAUGGCAGCCUGUCAGAAUGGGGUAGGAGCCAAAAAAGGACGCAAGAAGCUGUAUGAAUGCCAGGUGUGCAGCAGCAUCUUCAACAGUUGGGAUCAGUUCAAAGAACAUCUCAUGUGCCACACCGGAGACAAGCCCAACCACUGCACUGUGUGUGACAUGUGGUUCACCCACGCCAAAGAGCUCAAGACCCACCUCAAAGACGUCCAUUCCAUUGAGGGAAAGUCAGCUGAGCAGCUCAUCAUCACAGACUCUGCUGCGUCUGCUGCCCUCGCCAUCGCCUCGCAGAACAUAGAGGGGGCGGAAACGGUCCUGUUGGAGGACGGCAUCCAGGUCGAACAUGUCACGGUGGAGCCCGUAAACGUGGUGGAAAUGGAGGAUGCUACGACGCUCGUGGUGGAGGAAGGAGAAGUGGGAGGGAUGUGCGAGGAGGACUUGGAGAGAUUGAAACGGGCGGGGUUGCAGAUCCAGGUUGUGCAUGUGACCACAGCUGAAGUUGAUGGGCAGCAAGUGGUGAACUCUCGGGUGGAAGUAGAUGGACAGCGAGGUGGUGAACCUUGAUGAAACAAAGCAAUCAGUUGUAUGGGACUGCGAGAUGUUUUGGCUUAUUUGCACAAGAUUCUUCCAGUAUUGAGCAGCUAAAUAUUCUUGCCACAGACACCUUAUCUUCAUACUGAAUCCUGCAUGUGGGGACUCUGGAUUAUCACCUCAACUUGUCCUUCUGUCUCUGAAUGUCACGUUUUCUCCUUUGUCUCUGAAGGUUUGGAGAUGCGACAUUUCUUAUUAAAGUCGUAUUUAUUUAAAAGCAGUUUGAGCGUUUUCAAAUUCAUGAACUUAUUUGAACUCCUUCCUUACUGCUUAGUUCCAUGCACUUGGAUCACUUGCUUCUACAAUUGUACAAAUAUGUCUGUAUGCUGCUCUGAAGUUUCUUUAAAUUUUAUUUUCACACUGCCUUCCAGGUUCAUUUGGUAAUGUUGCAGCUAUGAAAUUAAAUUGUUUUCAGAA